Hydractinia symbiolongicarpus is the source of this 1252-nucleotide messenger RNA. RefSeq names its product forkhead box protein E1-like. The record is from RefSeq and is a predicted model, not a curated record. Gene Ontology annotation, biological process: regulation of transcription by RNA polymerase II; anatomical structure morphogenesis; cell differentiation. Bases 172 to 993 code for a protein of 273 amino acids. NCBI's taxonomy places the organism in Eukaryota, Metazoa, Cnidaria, Hydrozoa, Anthoathecata, Hydractiniidae. Gene Ontology annotation, molecular function: DNA-binding transcription factor activity, RNA polymerase II-specific; RNA polymerase II cis-regulatory region sequence-specific DNA binding. The transcript has 2 exons.
AAUAGAUUAAUAGCUUAUUAGCAAGUUUUUGCAAGCGAAAGAAAAAAAUUAAAUCGAUUUGUGGAAAUCAUUAAACAAAAAAAUAUACAGGUAGUGAGAAAAGUAGUCAGACCCCAUUUGCACCAAUUAAAACAAGGAACGUACGUAAGCCAAUUUGCAAUUACAUCUGAAAUGGAUGAAAUAAGAAAAGAGGUAUUUAUUACUGAAGCAAAGAAAGAAUCUGUGCAAAAAGUCACGGAGGAUGACAAAAAUAUUGCAAAUGACUUAAACACUAAAUGUGUAAAACCACCAUAUAGCUACAUAGCUCUUAUUACAAUGGCAGUCUUGCAUUCUCCUCAUAAGAAGCUCACCUUAAGUGGUAUAUGUGAAUUCAUCAUGGAGAAAUUUCCAUACUAUAAAGAUAGAUUCCCAUCAUGGCAAAACUCGAUACGACAUAAUUUAUCUUUAAACGAUUGCUUUGUGAAAGUUCCCAGAGAAUCAGGAAAUUCUGGAAAGGGACAUUACUGGGCAUUGGAUCCUGAAAGUUCAGACAUGUUCGACCAUGGAAGUUUUCUAAGAAGAAGAAAAAGGUUUAAACGAUCGCAUUUAUAUUCACAUAGUAUUUCUGACAACCCUUAUAAACAUGAUAUUACCCGACGAUAUGAUUGUGUGGAUUUAACUUCACACGGAAAACACCAAGAUUUAUACACAUCUCCAAACAUGUGUCAUGAAAAACAAGAGAUUAACUAUAAAGUCAAGGAGAGAGAAAAGAGAAACACAGACUUCUCAAUUAAUACCUUAAUUGGGGAUAAAAAUGAAAUUUGCAAAUCAGCAUUUAAAUUAUGCCAGUCAAAGGAAUUUAGAUAUAGCUCAACAAACAGAGCAAUAUCGGAUUUAAACGUUCCUCUGUUUGCACCUAUGCAUCUGCCCCAUUACACAUUAUUUAUUCCCAACCAAGAGCCUCGUUUUCAUGCUUCAAAACGAUACUGUUUUGGUUGUUACCACUGUUAUUAACUUUUGAAAAAACGAUCAAGGUGACACAACUCGACGCAAAUACUUACAGAAUUGAAUGAAAGUCUACAACAGAGAAAUUUAACGAAUACAUUCCAAUAUACAGAUUUAACGCUAUAAAAGUAGCUAUUAUUUUUGGAAAAUAACUUGCAUAAUUAUUUCCUCCUUUUAAUUAAAUUAGUUUUUUGUAAUUAUUAUAUAAUAUUGUAUCUAAUAAAUAAAAAUUGAGUCUAAUCACAAUCCGCAUUUUUUGUACAAAGAA